GAGAGAGAUAGAGGAGAGGAAACAGCUAGCGAGAAGGGGAGGGGGGAGAGAGAGGAGGAAGGGGCGGGCGGCCAUGGGGCACCACUGCUGCAGCAAGCAGAAGGUGAAGCGCGGGCUGUGGUCGCCGGAGGAGGACGAGAAGCUGGUUAAUUACAUCACCGCCAACGGCCACAGCUGCUGGAGCGCCGUCCCCAAGCACGCGGGGCUCCAGCGGUGCGGCAAGAGCUGCCGGCUCCGGUGGAUCAACUACCUCCGGCCGGACCUCAAGCGCGGAACCUUCUCCGAGCAGGAGGAGCGCACCAUCAUCGACGUCCACCGCAUCCUCGGCAACCGUUGGGCGCAGAUCGCCAAGCACCUGCCCGGGCGCACGGACAACGAGGUCAAGAACUUCUGGAACUCGUGCAUCAGGAAGAAGCUCAUCGCGCAGGGCCUCGACCCCAAGACCCACAACCUCCUGCCGGCCUCCAGGACUCUCCUCCACCGCAACGGCGCAAACCCUAGCAACCCUGCCCAGUUCCACUCCAAUGGCGCCAUCGCCAACGGCGGCGCGGUCGCGGCCACCACGCCGUUCACCAUCAGCUCCCCGACCAAGGCCGCCUACGACGUCAUCACGGUCGCGCCGCCGCCGGAGAUGGCGCCAGCAUUGUACGACGUCCCGAAUCCCGGCAUGCUGAUGCGGCAUGACCAUUCCGCCGCCGCAGUGCCUGCGAUUCCGGGCUACCCGUAUCCGGACAACGGCCAUGGCGUGCUGAUGAACUUCAGGGAUCAAAAUGCAUGUGUCCAGGCCGCCAUGGACUUCAUGAACGGCUCGUCGCCCUCCUCCUCCAUGGAUCACGCCGCCGGCAUGCCUAACGGCAACGGCUUCAGCCAAGGCAUGGAAGCGGUGUUCAUGGACGAGACGACGGCAAUGUGGGCCACCGCCGAGGAUCCGGGCAUGGGUGCAGGAAUAGAGGUAGCACAGCAGCAGCAGCAGCAGCAGCCUCUGCCGCAAGGGCUGGUGCAGGGGGAGAUGGUCGGCCGGCCAACAGUGAUGAACGGUGGUGGUGGUGCAGCCGACAAGGGCUUGGACAUGAUGGACGUAUCCUCGGUGUACGGCGGCUCCGGCACAACGGCGGCGUUCGAUCUGGAGCUGAUGGAGUCGUGCGGGCUGUUUUGCGGUGGCACCACCGGCAACGCCAUGGAGCAGCUGCAAUGGGACUGCUAAGCACAUUAUCAUCCUCACCCCUAAUUAUUAGUCUUUUUCCAUGCUUUAAUUCGAUGGCUUCUUUCCUUUUCGAUUUUCCAUCUCCUGCGUUCUUGAUUCAGAUCGUCCUUUCAAGCAAGAAAUGCAUGCUGAGCUGAGUGACGAACUCGAUCUAAUUCAGAUUUCAAUAAAGUUAUCUUAAAUUUCAUCCUUAAUUACAAUCAUUUGUUGAUAUGUUCUUCGUGUGAUCUCCCUCUUGAUUCAUCUAAAAUUU
Messenger RNA from Phragmites australis (common reed), 1457 nucleotides. Its product is annotated as transcription factor MYB26-like. The record is from RefSeq and is a predicted model, not a curated record. Lineage: Eukaryota; Viridiplantae; Streptophyta; Magnoliopsida; Poales; Poaceae. The transcript is spliced from 3 exons. Bases 74 to 1204 code for a protein of 376 amino acids.